Paramecium tetraurelia is the source of this 738-nucleotide messenger RNA. RefSeq lists its product as uncharacterized. The transcript has 2 exons. Lineage: Eukaryota; Ciliophora; Oligohymenophorea; Peniculida; Parameciidae. The record is from RefSeq and is a predicted model, not a curated record.
AUGAGAUAAUAAUAAAUUUCUGCACCUACAACCUAAUUUGGAUUAAGACACUCUUUACAAAUCUAAUCGUCUCCCAAUAUAAAACUAUACCAAUAAUCACCUUAUCACUCACCAUACUAAUCACCCCUAUUAUAAUAGCAAUCUGUCUCUUAAUAAAGACAACCGAUAUAAUAAAAUAAUUUGGGAAAUGUGAAUAGAAAUCUGUUUAAUGAUGCUUCAAAUAAGAAAUGCAAAUUAGUGGAUUUGAAUCACAUAGAAGAACCAUGGAAAUAGAAAGUAUUUGAAUUAGAGAAGAAAAUUUAAUAAUUAAAAUAAUAAUAAAAAAAUUAGGAAAGUGAUUCUGAUGAGAGUGAAUUAUCUCAGGUUUAUAGUUAAGUUUAACAGUUUGUGAAUACUAUAAAAAUAUUGCAAGAAGAAAUUUAAAAUUUAUAAGAAAAAUUAAACAUAAAAUAAAAUAUAAUUGGCGGUUAUGACAAACAGUUAAUUGCUAAAGAUAAAGAGUUGGAAGAUCAAAACCAUUACAUUUAAGAGUUGCAUAGUUAAUUAGAAGAAUAAACCUUAAGGAUGGAUGAUAAGCAGAAACUCCUACUUGAGGAAAUCAACUCGUGGAAAAGGAAGUUUAUUGAACAAAAUAAAGGAUUACAUAAAAUUUAAGAUGAAUAAGUUGUGCUUUAAACAUAAAUUGAUAAUCUUAAAACCAUUAAAUUAAUGUUAAAUAAAUAGAGUGAAUAAACAUGA